This is a messenger RNA of Pseudomyrmex gracilis, 2583 nucleotides long. RefSeq lists its product as uncharacterized. Bases 409 to 798 code for a protein of 129 amino acids. Lineage: Eukaryota; Metazoa; Arthropoda; Insecta; Hymenoptera; Formicidae. The transcript has 4 exons. The record is from RefSeq and is a predicted model, not a curated record.
GAACGUGAGGGUGGAUCUAUGUAAUGGUGAACUGUUAAAAGUGGGAGCGAUCUAGUUGAAGCAACGGUGGGGAUAGGGAAGCCGACAACGCGCCGGUAUAUAUGUCGAUGCAGCCAAGAGUAUAGGUACAGUUCAUCAGAAGACGAAACCUGCGCAAGAGGGUGGCUACAGAGCGAAGACUACAGCGCGAGAUCAUAUUCAGAAUUGAUACAGUCAGUGAUAAGAGAAACUUGAUCUCUUUAACGAAAGAAUAAACGAAAAAAAAAAAAAAAACGUGGAAGAGAAGUGUGUGUCGACGAGCCGUGUUGAAAAUCCGUGCCGGAUAAUUUGCAAUCGUAUCGGCAAUUAAUUUCGCCAAUUCGUUUUAUCGUUUCGAUUUCGUAAAUUGACUGUGGUGGUAACACGACAAUGAAUCUAUCGAGCGGCUCGGCGAUUUUAUGCGUUCUUCUCAUAGCGCUCCUGUCGGAAACGACCUACGGAAGACCGAACGAAUUGCAUUUGAGAUCGAGACGCAUCUCCGAUCAGAGACUCGCCGAACUUGAAACCCUUUUGGCGCUUCAAAAAGUGAAGGGCGUCGUGGUUCCCGUAGGACUCGGAAAAGUGGACCCAGCCAUUAUAGGUCGCAGACGAAGAUCCCUCUCGGAUGGCAUCGCUCAAGACAAAUUGCAAACCGUUUUGGGCUUGCUGCGCGUAGCCCGAGACGCGGAGUCAAUUCCGGAGCAUUCCGAACAAAUUCGUUCCUUGCCCUGGAAAGAAGACACGCGGGAGGAACAGUGGGAGUAUUAUCAGUUGAUUUAAUUCGGAAGCACACUCUGGAAACGAGGCGACAGUUAGGAAAGGAGGAAGAAAAAUAAAUAAAUUGCGGAAGAGGGAGAGAGAGAGAAUGUGUGUGAGAGGAGAGAAAGAAGUGACGGAGUGAGUAAAGAGGAAGUAAAAUACUUAAGAAAAAGAUACACCUAUUCACACACACACACACACACACACAUAUACAGAAAUAUUUAAUUGAUCUCUCACCUCCGUGAUCCGUCGACACAACCCAUUACUACGGACCAGCACUCCGUCCGAGCGCUUCAAGAGUUCUUUAUAUAUAUAUAUAUACAUAUGUUUAAACUUUUACGCUUACGUAAACAAUUAAAAUAAUUAUCGGAGACAAGAGAUUUACGGGACGAGAAUAUAUGAACGUUACACGCGCGCGACGUUAAAAAAGAAACGAUGCGAAAAAACGCAACAGCGGGAAAGAUAUGUCGGAGGUGUAAGAGCAAAUUAACGCGCUAAGUACACGAUUAUAGUCUCGGGAGACAAAAACAAAUGGCGUGUUCAAACUUUGUUAUUUAACUAUUCGAGGCUUAACGCGAGAACAGUAUUUUACACGUUGAUGUUGUUUCAGUAUUUGCGACACUUUUUCGCGUCCCGCAAAAUGCAUUCUCAAAUGCUGUUUCGCUUUUUUUCUUUUUUAUUUUUGUUUGUUUUUACUCGAUGGUCGGUGGCGCUAUACGAGAUACUUAGAUCGUAAUUUCGUAAGAAAGCGCGAAAUCAUUCUGACCGGCCGCUUUCCCGAUCGCGCCGGUUUCUUCCGAGAAAACACAUGUAAUCUCAAUUACUCACCAAUCAUUCAACCUUGAAAGAAAGCUGUUUGCGCUUUCGAUUUUUUUCAAAUGUGGAAUCUUACGAAACGAAUCUCAAGUGCAUCGUAUAUAAAAAUUCUGUUCGUUUGGUUUUUUUGUUGUUUUAACGCGAAGUCAAAUGAAAGUCCACCACCGAACGAUUAGUUCGACCAUUUUCGGUUUGCAAGACACGAAUCGGUUUUAUUAAUAUGUUACUUACGUAUGUAUCUUCUCACAAGUGUGCAAUAAUGACCGAUCAAGAUCGAUCGCGAGAGUCUUGAACUCUUUGUAUCGUCGCAUAAGCGCGGCACGUCUUUUGCAUUCCAUCUCGGCUAUGUAUUACGAUUACGAUUUUUAUUUAGUUCUUUUUUUUUAUUGCAACAUUUAUAGUUAUAUAAAGAUGAGGAAUUUACGUCAUACCAAAGAAAGAAAGUGUUACUUUGAUCGAUCGAUAUGAUUUUUCGCGAGUGUGUGACCAUAGAGUGUGUUGAGCGUGAAACGAACGGCAAGUUGAAGUUUGAUACGAGAUUAUUAUUAUUGCAUAAUUGCAGCGGGGAAACUAUCAGUUUCAAUUCUGUGGGCGAAUUUUAUUUAUUUGAUUAGUUUUAAUUAUUUAGAAAUUUAUAUACACAUUGCGUUUUAAGUAAUAUUUAGUUUUACUUGAGAGAUACACAAUUGCGUAUCUCUCUCUUGCGAGAGUCUGCGUUCCUUAGUUACUACGCGUAAUUAGUAGUUACCAUUUGUAAGAUAUGUUUAUUUAUAUAUUUAUUUAUUUAUUUAUCUUAUUUAUUUAUUUAUUUAUUGAAUAUUGUGACGACGUUCUCACAGAAUGUCUACGCGAGCGAGUCAAUUGAUUCUUUUUGCUACAUCAAGCACAACUCUGCACAUUUCCUCUUUCCCAUCUAUCGGACAUGUCGUCGGAUUACUUUGAAGAAAACCAUGUAUACGCGAUUGUAAAUGCAAUAAAAAUAAACAAUGG